Molecule: messenger RNA, 489 nt
Organism: Paramecium sonneborni
Lineage: Eukaryota; Ciliophora; Oligohymenophorea; Peniculida; Parameciidae
Source: the annotation of a GenBank genome assembly
AUGGAAGGUUCGAAUAAAAAGUUUUGGAGAGUGAUAUAAAAGAUUUAAACAGAUAAUUGGGGAUUCAGAUUAAGCUUUAUUGAUAAUAAUCUAAUAGCAUUUCAGCCAAUUUAAAUUUAUCAAGGAAAUUGGACAGGAUCAAGAAACCUGGUAAUUUAUUCUAUAAAUCAUGAAUAUGGACUAUAUACAAAAUAAAGAGAAAUUUCUGUUUAAGGCUUUGGACAGAUUUGCUCAUUCUUUUGUCCUUAAUCUUAUAUAGCUUCGAAGGGUAUACUUCUUACAAAAAAUGGAUGCACUAUUAACUUAGUAAAAUUCACAUUUGAUUCGACAAAUUCAAAUUAUGAUUGUACAUUAGAAUGCGCAAUUAAUUUUGGUGACCUUGAACAAGGCGAAUUAUUUGCUUCAAUGAGUGAUGAUGGAGAAUAUUUAAUUACUUGGGAUCCCUAAUCAAGAGAAAUCUAAAUAAGAAGAUUUAAUGAUCGAAAUUGA